GGUAAUCCUUCUGUUCUUAUCAACCUUCCACAGCCUGAGAAGCCCUCAGUGUGCCUCUGGCCUUUGCCACAAACAUGAGGGUCAAAUUCCCUCUAAUGGCCAUUGGCCUGGAGGUUGCCAUGAUUGUUUUAUUUAAAUUGUUUGUUCACUAUGGAAAUGAUCAGAACACUAUUCAGGUGAACAGCACCUCGAAGCCAAAUGUCACGGACAGCUUCCUUGAGUUAUAUCCUUUUUUCCAAGAUGUGCAUGUUAUGAUAUUCGUUGGGUUUGGCUUCCUCAUGACUUUCCUGAAGAAAUAUAGCUUCAGCAGUGUGGGCUUCAGCUUUUUUAUUGCUGCUCUGGGCCUCCAAUGGGCUACACUUAUACAGGGGCUCCUACAUAGCGGUGGACGGAAAUUUGACAUUAGCAUCAAAAACGUGAUAAAUGCAGACCUCAGCACAGCUACAGUUUUGAUUUCUUUUGGAGCUGUCCUGGGAAAAACAAGUCCAAUCCAAAUGCUGAUCAUGACGAUUUUAGAAAUUACCGUCUUUGCUAGCAAUGAAUAUCUUGUUGGUGAGAUAUUCAAGGCCUCUGAUAUUGGGGCAUCAAUGACCAUCCAUGCCUUUGGGGCCUACUUUGGCUUGGCUGUAGCAGGCAUCUUAUAUCAUUCUGAUCUGACAUGGAAACAUCACAACAAAGAAUCUGAGUACCACUCAGACUUGUUUGCAAUGAUUGGGACUCUUUUCCUAUGGAUCUUUUGGCCCAGCUUUAAUUCUGCUCUUGCUGAUACUGGACAAAAGCAGUACAGAGCCAUGGUAAACACCUACUUCUCUCUGGCUGCCUGUGUGCUCACAUCCUAUGCCUCCUCCAGUCUUGCUGAGAAUAGAGGCAAGCUCAAUAUGGUUCACAUUCAGAAUGCAACCCUUGCUGGAGGAGUAGCUGUGGGUGCUUGUGCAGACAUGAACAUUAACCCAUAUGGUUCAAUGGUCAUUGGUAGCAUUGCAGGAAUUAUCUCCGUGAUCGGGUUUAAGUUGCUGACUCCAUUUUUUGCUACUACACUGAGGAUUCAAGACACAUGUGGGGUCCAUAACCUGCAUGGCUUACCUGGCAUAGUAGGAGGCCUCGCAAGCAUUGUGGCGAUAGCCAUGGGAGUGUCUGACACGUCUUCCAUGGCCAUGCAGGCAGCUGCACUGGGCUCUUCCAUCGGAACAGCAGUUGUUGGAGGGCUGAUUACAGGUUUAAUUCUAAGAUUACCCAUCUGGGAACAGCCAUCUGACUGGGACUGCUAUGAUGACUCUGUUUAUUGGGAGCUGAAACCUGAAGACUAAAUGCCACUCCUAUGCACCCCUUCCUGUUCCACAUCUAGAAUCAAGGCAGCAUUCAAAGAGAAUAUGAACCAAAAUGAAUAGACUGUGGAUCCCAAGGCCCACGUGAAAAUGACUUUACUUCUGGUGAUAUCUCUUGAUACACAAUGAUUGUUCAGUUGAAGUUUGUGACUCAAAAUACAGAUGGUCAGAUGCUUUCUAUUCAGGACUCCCAGAAUGCCCUUGCCAGUGGGUAGGGGUAAUACAGGGUGGACGUUCUUGAGUACAUUUUUGCAUUCUUCUCCAUAGAGGUGGGUUGACUUAGAAAUCAGCAGUCCCUAAUUAUGUCAGUUUCUUAAUGUAGACACUAGGUCUUCAGUCCCAAAGAUUAUAAAACUAAAGCCAGUGAAAUCACAAGUGAUGUAAGAAACCUGAUAAGAAAAAUGAAUGAAAUGUUUCUAUAAGUCAAGUAGCAAUACAUUAUUUUUGGUAGCUCUGUUUUGAUUUUUUAAAUGGCCUAAUUAGUAAUGUUAUGUCUUUGCUUGAACAUUCUUCUGCUUAAUUCCUUUUGUACUUUUAAUAUUUGUACCAGGAUCUCAAAUGCUGUCUGAUCCAAUUCUAUUUUGUAUAAAAUUUCAAUUGAUUAAAUGUUACAGGAAAAUGAAUUAUUAGUUUUCAAAUUUCCUUCUUUGGUGGUUGAAAUGCCUUUUAGUAACACACACACACAAUUACUUGCUACAUCUACAAAAACGAAUCCUGAUUAGAAAACAAACA
Messenger RNA from Loxodonta africana (African savanna elephant), 2057 nucleotides. It is a transcript of the gene RHAG, whose product is annotated as Rh associated glycoprotein. The coding region runs from base 75 to 1307 and encodes 410 amino acids. The transcript has 10 exons. Gene Ontology annotation, biological process: ammonium homeostasis; ammonium transmembrane transport. Gene Ontology annotation, cellular component: plasma membrane. Gene Ontology annotation, molecular function: ammonium channel activity. The record is from RefSeq and is a predicted model, not a curated record. NCBI's taxonomy places the organism in Eukaryota, Metazoa, Chordata, Mammalia, Proboscidea, Elephantidae.